This is a messenger RNA of Naegleria lovaniensis, 3204 nucleotides long. RefSeq lists its product as uncharacterized. Gene Ontology annotation, biological process: proteolysis. Gene Ontology annotation, molecular function: serine-type endopeptidase activity. The record is from RefSeq and is a predicted model, not a curated record. The coding region runs from base 1 to 3204 and encodes 1067 amino acids. Lineage: Eukaryota; Heterolobosea; Eutetramitea; Acrasida; Naegleriidae. The transcript is spliced from 6 exons.
AUGAUGAGAGAUUGGGCCAGUGGGCUCACGAAAGAAACUUGUUCAUUGGUACCACGAGGUAGUGUUUGUGGUGGUGCUAGAGGAGGAGGCACUGAGAAUCUUAUAAGGGAGUCUUGUUCUAAGGAAGGUAGUAUGGCAGUCAAGAGGAGCGUACAGAUGAUGUUGUUGGUAGUGUUGAUGAUGUUUUUCAUUCUUUGUUGUGAGUUUCCUCAAUACAUGAUGAUCUCAGCAGUGGAAAGUGCCAAUGCUAACAACAACAACCAGCUAUGGCAUAGAAACAUUCCGUUUGUUGCCCUUAUUCAUGAUACCAAUGUCCGUAAUGAAAUGGAAAUGGAGAGUCGAGCCUUCUCAAUCGGGCAUCAUAAUAAUUUGCUUCAUGAUAUCAAGAGAUUGAGAGAAUUGAUGAGCCGAAGAGAAGUGGUGAAAAGAAUUCUUCGGGCAAAACCACUGAACCAACAUGAUCAAAAUACUUGGGAUCAAAGUCUUGAAAUGGUUACCUCACUAUCCGAGCCUAACACUCAAUUCAUUGUCAAAUUGAAAUCACUCAACCAUCUUGAUCCAGUGGAACGUACUCAUAUGACGAUUCAGCAACAACUCUACGUUAAGGCUGGACAUUCUCUCGGAUUUGCUGACACGUUUGCAUUGGUUUCAAGAACUUCUGAUAUUAUGAGACAUGUCGGGCAGGAUGACUCUCAAAGCAUUGAAUACAUUACAGAGAUGGAAUCAAGGUUCAAGAGCGACUUGAACUUUGGCAAAAUCCAAGAAAUGGCAUUGAAUCAAACUCGUCUUCAUCAUGGUCACGCACGACAAGCCUCAGAAAAUGAGCCCUUCCCAAAGCAUGUGCAUGCAAUUGUCACUCUCAUUCCUUCCAUAGAUGCUGUGAUUGAUGGUGUGGAAAUGGAAGAGGCUACUUUGGUGGCACAAGAGUUGAAAUCAUUGUUGAACCCCUAUUUUGAGAAGAACAGUAUUUCUAACUUUAACUUGAUUGACAAGGAGAAACUUGAAAUUUCCUUUUCGCCUCUCGUCGCUCUUGAAAUUGGUGAGAUAAUCAAAGCAAAUCCGCAUGUUCAUUUCAUUGAGAGAAAACCUAUCGUUGGUCUGUUGAAUAUGCGAGCCAGCUCAAUGAUGCAAUCAGUUGGACCGCAUCCAUCUGUGGCCAUGUCCUCAACUCCCUUUUAUGACUUAGGAGUAUUUGGUUCUAAUCAAGUGGUAGCUGUCUCAGACACUGGUAUUGAUUGGGAUAGUUGCUUGUUUUAUGACUCUUCCAAUCCAACCAUUACAGUGAAUACAUUGAAUACCAAGCACCGAAAAAUUAUAGAGUAUGAUACAGUUGUUGUUUCUCAAGGCAGUACCACCUACAAAAGUGAUAAUAAGGAUGGUGUGGAUGGCCACGGCACGCAUGUUGCAGCCUCAGUAUGUGGCUCCAUUCAAAAUUUAAAGCACAAUGAUUCUUCCAAUCCAGUGAACACGUAUCAUGGAAUUGCUCCCAACGCUAAACUUCAUUUCACUGAUCUUCAACAAACCGGUCAAACACUAUUGUUAGUACCAACCACAGUGAGUACAAUAUUCAUGUCAGGCUAUUAUGCCAAUGCAAGAAUCUUUUCAAAUUCAUGGGGAAGUGGACCAGACCUAAUCUUCUCAUGCUCCUAUGACUGUGAUAAUUGUCGUUGGAAGGCAGAUUUUGAAGGCUUCAAAGCAGGUGACAAGAUCACUAACGCUCAAUGCAAAGAGUUGUUUGGAUCUGACACUUGUUGCUCCAUCCUCAACAAGUACAAUUCCCAGUGCAAAGAUAUUGACACUACACUUUGGAAAUAUCAAGAUGCUAUCGCUCUCUUUGCUCAAGGUAACUCGGGAGCAAUAUCAUCUAAGGAGAAUAUUGGGUCUCCUGCUGUUUCCAAGAAUGCUGUUUCUGUUGGAGCCAGCAUGACAUCUAAUGCUGCAUUUGAGGAGUCUGUUCAAUAUGAAGACUUUGUGCAAAAGAUGAAAGAUGCAGCCUUACCUUUCACCUCAGUGAGUGAAUGUUGUGCCUACACAGGAACCAAUCAAGAGGCAGUACGCAACUAUUGCUGUCCAACCAAUGUUAAAUCCAAGUAUACCUCAAAUUCCAAUAUUUACAAUGAGAAUAAUUUGGCAUACUUUAGCUCGAGAGGCCCUGCAUGCGGAAAUCGAAUUAAACCUGACGUGGUUGGAAUUGGACACACUGUUGUAUCUGCUCAUUCGGAUGGUGAUCUCACUACUUUUCAGUGUAGUGCUGGCACGUCUCCCAAUCAAGGAAAUUCAGCUGCCCUAAUGACCAACUCUGGAACAAGCAUGGCCACCCUCUUGUGGGAGUAUUUCCAAGCGUAUCACUCCAUACCAAAUCCAAGUGGACCACUGUUAAAAGCAGCUUUGGUUCACAGUUCAAUACCACUGGAAGGUACAGUUGCCAAGACCUAUGAUGAAUCGUCCAGAAUUGCUAUGGGUGGAUUGGGACGUCCAAAUUCAUAUGAAGGCUUUGGAAGAGUGUACAUUGGAGGACUACUCAAGAAUAGCGAUGGAACGCCUGUGAAGCUCUCAAUUUUUGAGUCCAUUUUCAAUAUUUCUACGGAAAGUUACAAACUUUGUUUUAAGAGAAGAGAACAAGCAACCAUGGCAUCGUCCUCUCCUGCGUUUAAGGCAACCUUGGCAUGGUAUGAUUAUCCAGGUAGUGUCAGCGUUGUUCCAAAUCUCAUUCACGAUCUCAACUUGUUUGUCAAUGUGUUCAAUAUUGAUAAGGACAAUAAGAUUACCAAUCUUGAUGUUGCAGCUGGUAAUUUCAUUACCAAAGUAGAUUCCUCGAACAAUGUGGAGAAGAUAUCCGUUGAUUCUUUGGACUCCAACUUUAAAAACCAAUAUCUAAGUGUUGCUGUCUAUGUGGCCUCCUCACUCAUAGAAAAACAACGCUUUGCAUUAUUGAUCUCUCAUCCACAAGAUUUGUUCGAACAGGUUUCCACAGAUGCAUGUACCUUCAGUACCACUCUUCCACAAGAAACAUCCGUUGGGGUAUACGUUGGUGUUGCGAUAGGAAUCAUUUUCUUCCUCGUUAUUGCCAUCGGCGUGGGUGUUGCUGCAUACUUUUUAGUUAAUUCACUCAUCGUUCAAAAAAACUUAUCACGCCACAUGAGGUUAGCAUCCCAUAACCAACAGGAUGAACCCAUGUCCGAAUUUAAUUAUUACAAGAGAUAA